AUGGCCACCAUUCGAACAUACAACGAUGCGAUUGACGCACUCAACACGCUGCAGACGCCUUAUGAAGUUAUUGAAGCCCGCCGCAAGGCCGGCAUCAAGCCGGAUGCCACCUCCAUCCGGGAUAUGCGCAUCUAUCUCAACCGCAUCGGCUACUCGCCAUCCGACCUGGACCGCCUUAACAUUAUCCACGUAGCCGGAACCAAGGGCAAGGGCAGCACAUGCGCCUUUGUCGACGCUAUCCUGGCCCAGUACCGCCAAGCCCUCGACAACGCCGCCGCUCCCUCCUUGACCAAGACCGGCCUUUUCAUCUCACCGCACCUCAUCGCCGUGCGGGAGCGCAUACGCAUAAACUCGGCGCCUAUCUCUGAGGAUCUCUUUGCCAAGUACUUUUUCGAGGUCUGGGACCGCCUCGAGUCAUCGUCGUCGACGCAGAACAAUGAAGACAACGGCGACGGCCCUUCACCCGGCAGCAAGCCCAUCUACGGCCGCUUUCUCACCCUCGUCAGCUGGCACGCAUUUCUGCAGGAGCGCGUCGACGUCGCCGUCUACGAGACGGGCGUCGGCGGCGAGUUUGACGCCACCAACCUCGUCCCGCGCCCGCUCGCCGCAGGCAUCACCACGCUCGGCAUCGACCACGUCCUUGUCCUCGGCAAUACCGUCGCUAAGAUUGCUUGGCACAAAGCUGGCAUCAUGAAGCCGGGCAGCCCGGCCUUUUCCGUCGAGCAGCUCCCUGAGGCUACUGCGGUGCUGCGUGAGCGCGCGACUGAGAAGGGCGUCGCGCUGACCGAGCUGCCUAUCGACCCGCGCCUUGACGGUGUGCGAGUCAAGCCGGCAGCAACCUUCCAAAAGCGCAACGCUUCGCUGGCGGUCGCGCUGGCGGAGACGGCCCUCGAUCAACUCGGCGUCGAGAUGGACAGGGGCGAGGACGGCAAGAGCCUGCCGCAGGAGUUUGUCAAUGGCUUGGAGAGGACGGCCUUUCGCGGCCGAUGCGAGGUCAAGGCCGAGGACAAGAUAGCGUGGCACGUAGACGGCGCGCACACGGCCGACAGCCUCAAGGUGUCCGCCAAGUGGUUUGCCAGCGAGACGGAAAAAAGCACCGGCCCGCGCGUUCUCAUCUUCAACCAGCAAGGCCGCGCCGAGGCCGUCGACUUUCUCGCCUCCAUCCACGCCGCCAACGCGGAGCGGCCCUUUGAGCAUGUCAUCUUCUGCACAAACGUCACGUACGCCGCGACCGGUUACAAGCGCGACUUUGUCAACCGCCAGGUCGACCCGGCCGAGGUCGCCAGCAUGACGGCGCAGCGGCGCUUCGCCGACGCCUGGGCACGGCUCGACCCGGCCGCCGACGUGCGCGUCCUGCCCACCAUCGAGGAGGCGCUCGCCUGUGCGCGUGGCCUCGGCGGCGGCAGCGGUGUCGUGCAGGCCUACGUCACCGGCAGCUUGCACCUGGUGGGAGGCGCGCUGGGCAUCUUGGAGCAGGCAGACGCGCUGUAG
Molecule: messenger RNA, 1491 nt
Organism: Cordyceps fumosorosea ARSEF 2679
Lineage: Eukaryota; Fungi; Ascomycota; Sordariomycetes; Hypocreales; Cordycipitaceae
Product: Folylpolyglutamate synthetase
Exons: 4
Coding region: 1-1491 (496 amino acids)
Biological process (GO): tetrahydrofolylpolyglutamate biosynthetic process
Cellular component (GO): cytoplasm; mitochondrion; cytosol
Molecular function (GO): tetrahydrofolylpolyglutamate synthase activity; ATP binding
Source: RefSeq, a predicted model, not a curated record